UUACCUGAUUGAAGUACCGUCCAGUCAAGAGUUGAAACAUGGACCAGUAAGAUCCCAAAAGAGAAAAAAGACGAUGUGUUAGAAUCCAGAAAUGAAUGAGCACGGGCUAUAAACGGGACCGAGGACUAGUCCCGACAUGUUGUCUCGUCAGGAGAGAUGCGCCACCGCACCACCAAUAUCGAUCAGUGAUUCAAAAGAGCGAAUAUCUUCCUUUACUGACAGUCAUCAGCUUGUUGUUCUCUGUGUCAGCUCAUCAAUCAUCACCUCAGCAAAGAUGGCAUCAGGCUUUCCGUUUGCUUUGUUGCUCUGUUUGUCCAUCGGACUGUUGGCUCCAUCUUGUCAUGGACGACCCUCCUGCCCAGAAGGUCUGGAGAGGUGUUAUCCUUCCCCUGGGGCACCUCCUAGCCCACAUGGGUUGUUUACACUGACUGCAACCGGUUCUACUCAAUCACUUUCAUCAUCAUCAUCGUCACCUAGAACACCUGAACACUUCCCGCCUCCAUCUGCAUGGCCAUCCACUGUAUUACAACCGACAGGUCACUGCCCUCCUGGUUGGACUCAGUUCGGCUCUCGCUGUUUCAGUUUCAACAUCCAGAGAAAGAGUUGGACCGAUGCAGAGAACUUCUGCAAGGCCGCCGGUGGGAAUCUGGCUUCAGUCCACUCAGAAGAGGAACAUGAAUUCCUCAGAACCUUCAUUAAACAAGUGAGCGGUUUAAACAGACGGACCUGGAUCGGAGGCUCUGACUCAGUGCAGGAGGGCGUGUGGCAGUGGUCUGAUGGAUCUCCAUUCAACUACCGACGCUGGCAUGUGGGGCUCCCUGACAACUUAUUUCUGGUGGAGCACUGUCUUCACAUGAACUUUUUGGGAAUGACCUGGAAUGACGAUUGGUGUGCCAAAAUAUUUCCUUUCCUGUGCUCCAAGAAGCUGUGAGGCCUCCCACCAUCAUGAUCUCACUACAGCUCAUCUAUAAUCUCUUUCAUUGAUUCACUUUCAGUUUGUUGUGCAGACAGAAACAGCUCUCUGCUGACAGACUCACUUUCUCUUGUUUAUUAUCUGAAGAGUUAGGAAACGGUUCACAUUUGAGUUUUAACAUUAGAAGGAAACUGACUCUCUGAGCUAGACAAAAACAUAAUCAGUUAUUGGACUUUUAAUCUAGUAUAUAACAAAAUGAAAUACAGAAACAUUUGAAUACAGUGAUAUUAUUCCAAUUUACUGAAUAUUGUCUGUCAGCUCUGUCCAAAGGUAACAACAUCCACCUACCAGACAUGAGUGGUGACAAUCUUCUCUUCAAAAUGUCCAAAUAGAAAAUAAAUAUAAUCCAUACAUAAUAAUAAAAGUCCAAAUGUUGUCUGAACGUUCUGUGAUACAAUAGGAGUUUCUGGUGUGUUGGGUUCUUUCUUCAUCUGUUUUCCUUCACUUUAUAAUCAAUAAGCAUUCAAAAAUAAAAGACAUAUUGUCACAGUG
Molecule: messenger RNA, 1465 nt
Organism: Perca flavescens (yellow perch)
Lineage: Eukaryota; Metazoa; Chordata; Actinopteri; Perciformes; Percidae
Product: galactose-specific lectin nattectin
Exons: 9
Coding region: 137-931 (264 amino acids)
Source: RefSeq, a predicted model, not a curated record